Molecule: messenger RNA, 1522 nt
Organism: Anopheles arabiensis
Lineage: Eukaryota; Metazoa; Arthropoda; Insecta; Diptera; Culicidae
Product: probable methylthioribulose-1-phosphate dehydratase
Exons: 6
Coding region: 111-830 (239 amino acids)
Cellular component (GO): cytoplasm
Molecular function (GO): methylthioribulose 1-phosphate dehydratase activity; metal ion binding
Source: RefSeq, a predicted model, not a curated record
CUUGAGUGCGCACGUGUGUGUGUGUGUGUGUGUACGAGUUUGUGUUGUCGCUUAUCUCCUAGGGUCUCCCCAGUUUCUCCCCCCCCUCCCCCCCAAAGCAUCGCGAGGGCAUGGCAUCGGGAAGGUCAUCCAUCUAUCAGGAUCUGUCCGAGAUUUAUGAUAAUGUAAUCAAUAAGGAGCAUCCCCGCAAGCUGAUACCGGAGCUGUGCAAACAGUUCUACAACCUCGGAUGGGUGACCGGCACCGGUGGCGGUAUAAGUAUUAAGCUGGACGAUGAAAUCUACAUUGCCCCGUCCGGCGUGCAGAAGGAACGGAUCCAGCCGGACGAUCUCUUCAUACAGAACAUCGAGGGGGACGAUCUGCAAACGCCACCGGACUACAAAAAACUAACGAAGAGCCAGUGCACGCCACUGUUUAUGCUCGCGUACAAGGAGCGCAGCGCCGGGGCGGUAAUCCACACGCACAGCCCGGCCGCCGUCAUGACCACACUGCUCUGGCCGGGCAAGGAGUUCCGCUGCACGCAUCUCGAGAUGAUCAAGGGCAUCUACGACUACGAGCUGAACCGCAAUCUCAUGUACGACGAGGAGCUGGUGGUGCCGAUCAUUGAGAACACGCUGUUCGAGAAGGACCUGGAGGAGUCGAUGGCGAACGCGCUGCGCGACUACCCGGGGACGUCCGCGAUCCUGGUGCGCCGCCACGGCGUGUACGUGUGGGGCCACAACUGGCAGAAGGCAAAGACGAUGGCGGAGUGCUACGACUAUCUGUUCUCGCUCGCCGUGGAAAUGCACAAGGUGGGCCUGGACGCGAACGCCGUCCCGAAACGGUACUAGAUGCAACGAACGCAUUCACACACCCUGCCUCCUCCCGCAAUAACAAAACCUCCUGCAAGGAUAAUCACCGAAUCCCGCCUCGUGAGCCACGUGGAUGCAUGAUAAUCGAAUAGUGGACGUAGCGAAUUAGUUGUUAUCAUGGCCUAGCCGUGAAUUUUUUCCUACCACACGAUCAAACACACAGAAAGACACACACACACACACGCAUUGCGCCAAUUUUUCUCAGGCCUUUACCGAAUACCCGUACCCAGAGGUGUUUUGCCUUCCGUUUGUCGUGCGUUGUUGUAUCAAUUAUUGAUUUUAAACAAAAAAAUGUAAACACAAACACACACGCACCCCCACACGCAAAAGUAGGGAAAAGCUGCACAACCACAGUGAUUUUUACAGAAUGCAAAUGUUGUAGCAAAAGAAAGAGAGAGAGAGAGAGGGAUAGAGAGAGAAGAGAGUGAGAGAGAGAGAGAGAGAGAGAGAGAGAAAGAGAAGAGGGAAAGGCCACAUUCGCUCAUCGAGGCUUUUUGCAUACGACAAAACGAACCGUGAUAGAAGCGCGCGCGCACACACCCACACCCUCACACAUACACACACACAAUACACAUUUUUGUACGAACGGUUUUUAGUGUAGGUACUUUUUUGGAGAAAUACAAGCGCGCUGUUGUUUUCAGCACCAAUCCCAAUUUAACAAAAAAACAAAA